This is a messenger RNA of Exophiala aquamarina CBS 119918, 537 nucleotides long. RefSeq lists its product as uncharacterized. Lineage: Eukaryota; Fungi; Ascomycota; Eurotiomycetes; Chaetothyriales; Herpotrichiellaceae. The transcript has a single exon. The record is from RefSeq and is a predicted model, not a curated record. The coding region runs from base 1 to 537 and encodes 178 amino acids.
AUGCGCUUCACCGUCGCUGCCACCGCUGCCCUUGUCUCCUCUGCUGCUGCUGCUCCAUGGGGACCUGGCGGUGCUUGGUGGGGCAGGCCCAACCCAGGCAAAUGCUUGACUGCCGACUCGGCUCAAUACCUCGUCGACGGCUUCGAGGGUCUGAUCUCAGCCUACACUGACGCCAACGCUGACAAGCUUUUGUCCGACGACUUCAGCGACUACUCUGACAGCAUCAACUCUUUGGCCGGUAUCCCCGUUGGUCAAGUCACCUUCCCCAGCAAAGCUGCAUUCAAGGCUGGCCAGGGCGCACAGCCAGCUGUCCCCAUUUCGACUCUCGCCAUUGAGUCUUUCACUUGCGAUACCAUUGCUCUCCGUUGGCUCGUCGGGCUCCAACCUGAGCCAGUCAAGGGUAUCACCAUCUUGAAGGCAUCCAACGCCCAGGGCAAAAAGGAUACCUGGCAAAUCAAGACCAUCUUCACCGAGUUCAACAGCAUCUCAUGGUUGAAGGACAUUGGUGGCAAGGUCACCCUGCCCGGCCGUUCAUAA